GCAUUUUCGGAACCCAAUAAGUACCCCCUCCCUCCCUUCCGCUCCUCUCCUUUCUUCUUUCGUUUUCUUCGCUUUCCCCUGUGUUCUCCCACCAAAAACUCGCCGGAUUCUUCAUCGUCGUUCAUGACUGAAACGGCGGGUCGUUUAAAUGGGCGAAGCUAACGAAGGGAGGAGGCGAGCAAUGGAGAACUUGACGUUUCAGAUGGAUAAGUACCCGAGAGAUCUGCUGCAGAGAUUAAUGUGCAGAAACGACGCGUCGCAGUCGAAAUAUGAGGAGGAGGAUGAGGAGCUGGAGCUGAAUCUGGGGCUGUCUUUGGGAGGAAGAUUCGGAGUAGACAGGAGCGAGAAAAGCAAGCUAGUCCGAUCUUCCUCGAUUGCGGUGACUAUGCCGUUUUGUAGGGAAGAGAACGACGACUCGGCGGCUCCGGCGGCGGCGAAGGCGGCGUCGUACGCUGGGCUGAUGAGGGCGUCGUCGCUUCCGACGGAGACGGAGGAGGAGUGGAGGAAGAGGAAGGAGUUGCAGACGCUGCGGCGGUUGGCGGCGAAGCGGAGGAGGUCCGAGAAGCAGAGGAACAGCAGCAAGGAGGAAGAGGAAAGGCGUGAAUUUGAGGUGGGACCCACUUCAGGGGUGAGGGCGAAUAAUCCGGCGGUGGUGCAGCCGUUUUGGCCGGCUGUGACGGCGGCGAGGCAAGCGGUUGGUGGUGGCGGUGGAGGAGUGGAUCCCUUGGCGAAGGGUAAAAAUGACAUUUUGGGUGGCUUUCAGGGGUUUGGCCUGCAGCCCAGUUCUCAGGGCUCGGUGGAGUCACAAGGUGUUGGAAGCUCGUCGGGGUUGUCAGAAAUGGAGAGUAAACCUCUUCAAGGAUCCAGCAGCUGUGGUGAAGCAAAAAGCCCUAUUAGUAAUCAGGAUCCACGAAGCAAUCAGGGCACCACCCUUCGUUCUUUGGGGUCAUUGACGCCUGAGCAUGCAUCCAGAAUUUCCAGGGCUGUCGUGGAAAACAUGUGUAAGAAGCCUAAUCCUUCAGAAAAUAAAGGAAGGGAAACUAGGACGAAUGCCAUGGAGGAUAUGCCUUGUGUUUUCACAAAAGGAGACGGUCCUAAUGGGAGAAAAAUAGAAGGAAUCCUAUACCGAUAUGGGAAGGGAGAGGAAGUAAGAAUAAUGUGUGUAUGCCACGGCACCUUUCUUUCUCCGGCAGAGUUUGUGAAGCACGCAGGAGGUGGUGACGUUGCGCACCCGCUUCGGCACAUAGUUGUAAAUCCUGCUGCAACUGCCUUUUUGUGAUGGAGGUUUCCUUUAUAUAUACCCCUCAAAAUAGGGGCUGCUGAAUAGAAACAAAGAACAGGGGGAAACAUUUUAAAUUGAUAGCUUUUAUUUUUUCUUGAUGAGCUCUAGAAAUGGAAUUUAUAUUAAAUAACCGUUCUGUACAUGGUUAAUUUGGAAGAGAGUUUUAAGUCCACGCCUUUUAGGCUGUGUUUGCUAUCUGGUUUUAAUUUCUUUCCUCCUGUAGGUAAUGUAGAAUGUAUCUACAAUUUAAUAGAAGCACGAAGAUCUGUUGUCUCUCC
Molecule: messenger RNA, 1560 nt
Organism: Rosa chinensis
Lineage: Eukaryota; Viridiplantae; Streptophyta; Magnoliopsida; Rosales; Rosaceae
Product: ninja-family protein AFP1
Exons: 2
Coding region: 149-1279 (376 amino acids)
Biological process (GO): negative regulation of DNA-templated transcription; signal transduction; response to abscisic acid
Cellular component (GO): nucleus
Source: RefSeq, a predicted model, not a curated record